Xiphias gladius (swordfish) is the source of this 4536-nucleotide messenger RNA. RefSeq names its product LanC lantibiotic synthetase component C-like 2 (bacterial) (gene lancl2). Gene Ontology annotation, cellular component: plasma membrane. The transcript is spliced from 9 exons. Gene Ontology annotation, biological process: peptide modification; carbohydrate metabolic process. The record is from RefSeq and is a predicted model, not a curated record. Bases 1 to 1296 code for a protein of 431 amino acids. NCBI's taxonomy places the organism in Eukaryota, Metazoa, Chordata, Actinopteri, Istiophoriformes, Xiphiidae.
AUGGGAGAUAACAUGUCAAAGCGACUGAAGCUGAUCUCGGCUACAGAGGCAGAGAUGGAGGAGCGCUCUUUUCCAAACCGGUACCCCGACUGGGACCAAGGAGUCUUUACCUCCAACUCCGGCGCAGAUGGAGAUUACAAUGAGCCAUUUGAUGCAGAAGGAAAGGUGAGUGCAGGAUUCCAGAAGAAGGUCCAGAGUAAGAUCAAAGAUCUCCUCCAGCAGAUGGAGGAGGGCCUGAAGACCGCUGACCCCCAUGACUUCUCCACUUACACCGGCUGGACGGGUAUUGCCUUGCUCUACCUGCAACUGCACCGGCUGUCCCUUGAGGCUUCCCACCUGCAGAGGGCACUGGACUAUGUGAAGAGGACCAUGAGGAUCCUGAAUGGCCGCAAAGUGACAUUCCUGUGUGGUGAUGCGGGGCCACUGGCAGUGGGUGCGGUGGUCCACCACAAACUCAACAACACCGGUGACCGCAAAGACUGUCUCUCCAGACUACUCCAGCUGCAAAAGUCAGUGCUGAGUCCAGACUCUGAGAUGCCAGAUGAGCUGCUAUAUGGCCGUGCCGGCUACCUUUAUGCUCUGCUGUACAUUAACAAAGAGAUAGGAGCUGACACGGUGGAUGAGAGCACCAUCACAAAGGUGGUGACAGCUAUCUUGGAAUCAGGGAAGAACAUGUCAGCAGAGCAGAAGAAGACAGAUCGCUGUCCUCUGCUCUAUGAGUGGCACAAAAAGCAGUACAUUGGGGCUGCCCACGGCCUGGCUGGCAUUUAUUACACACUCAUGCAGCCAGGGGCAAAGGUCCAUCCAGACAUAAUAUCAGAGUUGAUUCGUCCCAGCAUCGACUAUGUCCGCCAUAAGAGAUUUCGUUCCGGGAACUUCCCAUCAUCACUGAGCAACGAGAGUGACCGGCUGGUUCACUGGUGCCAUGGAGCACCUGGUGUCAUCCAUAUGCUCAUCAUGGCUCAUAAGGUGUUUAAAGAGGAGAAGUACUUGAAGGAAGCUGCAGAAUGUGCUGAGGUGAUCUGGCAGCGGGGCCUGCUCAGGAAAGGCUACGGUAUCUGCCAUGGCACCACUGGCAAUGGCUACGCCUUCCUGUCCCUUUACAAGAUCACCCAGGACAAGAAAUACCUGUAUCGGGCCUGCAAGUUUGCUGAAUGGUGUUUGGACUACGGCACCCAUGGCUGUCGCAUCCCUGACAGACCCUACUCUCUUUUUGAAGGAAUGGCAGGGGCAAUCUACUAUCUUUCAGAGAUGGCGAAGCCUGAAGCUUCCUGUUUCCCUGCCUUUGAACUUUGACCUGCCAAGUGAUGGAACUGAGGAUGGUGAAGGGGGGCCAGGGACAAACUGUUUUGGAAACUAACUUGAGUCUUUACUCAAACACUGGACAAGGAUGUAUUUGUGGUACAGCUUUCUACCUUGGUCACCAGUGAGUAGUGACCAAAUCAGACUGAAGCUGAAGACGAGACUAGAACUGAGCAGAAUGCAAAUCAAAGAAAUAUCCAUAAAGAUGAAGGGAAAUUUAUUUUUGGACAAAACUACAGGUUAAAUGUUUUAGAUCCAGUGAAAACAAAAGUGGCAAGUGGAUUGAAGAGGACAGUGUUAAUGGAUGUUUCUCUUCUUGAGGAUGGUCACUUUUUUCCUGUGGGGCCUAUCAUAGGAACUCUGUCAAAACCUGUGGGUCCUUCAGCUCUGAGGUCCCCUGUCAUCCUCCUGCAGUCUAUGUUGUUAGGGUAAAACCCUCAGCCUUUAAUAUCGUUGCACCUAGGCCAAGAAAGAGGGUGUGUGUGUGUGUGUGUGUGUGUGUGUGUGUGUGUGUGUGUGUGUGUGUGUGUGUGUGUGUGUGUGUGUGUGUGUGUGUGUGUGUGUUUGUAUGCGUGUGUGAAGUGAACUACAGCUGUUUUAGUAUUUCUAUGCCUCUGCAUGCUCGUAAAUGGGUUUUGGUGCCUCAUAUCCUGUCAACGUAGUGGUUUCCUCUUCCUGUAUUUGUAGCUGUGCUGUUGCAGUUCUCCAGCUAUUUGUCAAAUAGUGGGGAAAAAGUUUCUCAUCUUUUAUUUCAUUAAGAAGUCAAAACUAGCUUUGUACUGCCCUUGUGAACAUGACCAAUGUAACAACUAUAAAGUCGAAUGUUAGAUCUCAGUUAUUAGCUAUUUAAACCCUGUCCCUUUAAAACAUUGACCAUCUGGCACGACCCAUAGUUCUGUUAAGUUUAUACUCCACUUGGACGGGGGAAGCUAAUCAGCCUAGCUUGCUAACAUUAGCACUGAUUCCCACUAGACGUUAAUUUUGGCUCACGUUAUUUCCACAGCUGCUGAGGCAUCAGCAGCUUCUGCACGCUCAGGGUUGUGUUUGUUCCAUACUAUACAAAGGAGGGGAGUCUAGCUAGCAUUAGGUGUCUUCUUUAUGGUUCUAAUUGUCAAAACACACCAACAGGUAGUUCUUUAACCUCAACACUCUGUACGUUAAUCAAAUCACUAACUUGCGAAGUCACAGAGGGAGUGCUGAAAUUCACAGAUCGGGCAAAUGCAAUUUUCAUUAAAUAAGCUUGUACACGAGUCAAAACAAACACAAAGGAUUUUCACAAAGGAAAUUUCUUUGCAAACAUGAUUUUUUUUUGAUAUACUUGACUUUUAAGUAUAAAAGUCAAGUAUAUCAAUCAUAGAUCCAAUUUUCAGCAACUCCUUGAAAAAUGAGAAAUAUACAGUAUAUGGGAUUGAAGUUUUUUGAACAAAGUAACACAGAAACCAUAAUAAGCUCUUUUCCUGAAGCCAAAAGCUAGGUAGCUAGUCAUCUAGGUAGUUAGCUUGGUUAGGUAGUGGUGGUAAGUCACCACUAAGUUUUUUUUUUUUAAUGCCCAGCUGAAAUGUUAAGGCGGAGGAUUUUUUUUCCCACAAUGUGACAAGUAUCUAAUAAAUUGAAAUAAAAGUUAGAGCACUGUGCUCUAGAGGUUUUUACACUGGUUGUUUAGGUACCAGGGAAAAAAGCCUUGUUUUACAUCGACACCAGUCCAAGCUAGCUUGCUAGCUUGAAGCACGCAUUGGCUUUCAGUUAGGUAUCAAUACAAAUAAAAUAAAUAAUUAGGUUGUAGGUAUUGCCACACAUGCAUUUGGGUACAACAUAUUAUGACACUUGAUGGUUUAAAUAAUUUAAGGAGGAAAGGAAAUGGCCUAAAAUUUAUUUUUUUAAAAGAUGUCUGCUUUUGUCAGUUUAAGUACACAGGAGUUGGUACUGGCCUUAAACUUUCCAUACCACAAUAUGUGCAAAUCCUGUUUUGUUUCUCAACUAUCCUUCACUUUAGUUUCUUACUUUACCUAUAACCUUCUACUGUUUUGAUGUACGUAAACAACUGUACAUAGACAGUACAUAGACACCUGUCUGGUGCACAUUCAUGAGGUUUUUGAAGAGAAAUGGAACCAAGCAUGGAGGUGUUGAAGCAUACUGGCCUAAAUGUAUCAUUUGGUUAAGAUUAGGAGGCGGAAACCUGAUAGUGAGAGCUACACAUGUAGAAGUUUAAUUAAACCUAAUUGGUCAAAUUGAGUAGUUUUUUACUGUCAGCACGUGACGUUUGCAUUAUCAGCUUAGGCAGUUAUCCCCCCAACAUAACUAUUUUGUGUACUAUCUAUGAGCAAGACAGGGUGCAGGGUGAUGCUACCAUUAUAAUUAAAAUAUAAUAGUAUAUUAAUAAAACUCAAACCACUGGAACAUUAUCUAAAGCAUUAUUUUAAGCUUUAACUUAAAACUCACCCAGUUUCUAAAUGUAUUUUACUAGCAGACACGAUUAAAUCCACCUCAACAAACUAAAAGUAUAAUUGGUUUGCACUUGUAUUUUUUGGUUGUUUUUAAAGCAAUAUGGCAUUAAAGUUGAAUAGCAAUUAAAUUGGGUUAUUACUUUUAGUAUAAUUUUUUUUUUUUUUUUCCCAUCAGUCUACUCACAUUAGGUGGUUCAUUCGGUUUAGUUUAAUCAGAGCACCAUAUGUUACUUUUAGACAAAACUAUAAUACAGCACUGUGCAUAGAUGGUUGCCAUGGUUUGUGUGGUAUCAACAUGGAGUUGAAAUGAUGCCUGUACAGUAUAUCCAGUACUUCCGACAGCAUAUGAAUGCACAUAAAUUGCCUAAUUCUCUUGCAGAGAUCUCAUCAUGAAUGUCAUUGCAUGAGGAUAACGUCACAUGUAAAACUAUGUGUGUUCAUCUGUUAGUGUGUUUCCAGGUUCAUUAGUCCGUUUUAAUGUGUUUGGUAGUUAUUUAUGUCCUGGUCCAAGCAACCGGGACUCUGGACAUUAGUAGAGAUAUGUUAAGUGUUUGACCUUUGUCCCUGUCUGUGUAUUUUUGAUUUGACUCAGCCUAAUUGGUGUCAAGAUAUGAAUAUGUGUGUUUAUUUUUCCUCAUUAAACUCCUGGGAUCCAAUAGAGAGCAGUGACAAAUAAGAUGUCUUAAUUGCUCUUCUUCUCGUGCUUUUUGGCUCAAACAGUGCUUACAAAUGUCAAGUGAGAGAAUUCAUGCAAGGUACAGCAUUGUUGGAAAUAAAAUGAAUAAAAAUC